AUGUCUUUCCGCACCCUCAGAAUCGGCCUCAUUCCCGGUGAUGGUAUCGGCAAGGAGGUCAUCCCCGCUGGCCGCCGCAUUCUCGAAGCUCUUCCCGCAUCUCUCGGCCUCAAGUUCGACUUCGUCGACCUCAAGGCUGGCUUCGAGACCUUUGAGCAGACCGGCGCUGCGCUCCCCGACAAGACUGUCGAGGUUCUAAGAAACGAGUGUGAUGGUGCGCUUUUUGGAGCUGUGAGCUCGCCUACACAGGCUGUCAAGGGUUACUCAUCGCCCAUUGUCGCUUUGCGAAAGAAGCUCGACCUCUACGCCAACGUCCGUCCCGUCAAGACUGUCCUGACCGCUGCUAAGCCUAUCGACAUGGUUAUUGUCCGCGAGAAUACUGAGGAUCUGUACGUCAAGCAGGAGCAGACCCAUGAGACCCCCGAGGGUAAGGUGGCCGAGGCUAUUAAGCGCAUUUCCGAGAAGGCUUCGUUCCGCAUUGCUACCAUGGCUGGUGACAUUGCUCUGCGUCGUCAGAAGAUCCGUGAUGCUGGUGCAUCUAGCAUUCACAAGUCUCCCCUUGUCACCAUCACCCACAAGUCCAACGUCCUGUCCCAGACCGACGGUCUCUUCCGUGCUACCUGCAAGAAGGCCCUUGCCGAUCCCAAGUUCUCAUCUGUUGCCGUUGAGGAGCAGAUUGUCGACUCUAUGGUUUACAAGCUCUUCCGUCAGCCCGAGGACUACGACGCCAUUGUCGCUCCUAACCUGUACGGUGAUAUUCUCUCCGACGGCGCUGCUGCUCUUGUCGGUAGCUUGGGUCUCGUCCCCAGUGCCAACGUUGGUGCAAACUUCGCCAUUGGUGAGCCUUGCCACGGCAGUGCCCCCGAUAUUCAGGGCCAGAACAUCGCCAACCCCAUUGCUACUCUCCGAUCCACUGCCCUGAUGCUUGAGUUCCUCAACGAGGAGGAGGCUGCUGCUAAGAUCUAUGCUGCUGUUGAUGGUAACCUUGAGGAGGGCAAGCUCCUGAGCCCCGACUUGGGUGGUAAGGCCACUACCGAAGAGGUUGUCGCUGACAUUCUCCGACGCAUGUAA
This is a messenger RNA of Fusarium tjaetaba, 1071 nucleotides long. RefSeq names its product homoisocitrate dehydrogenase. Gene Ontology annotation, biological process: tricarboxylic acid cycle; isocitrate metabolic process. The transcript has 2 exons. The coding region runs from base 1 to 1071 and encodes 356 amino acids. The record is from RefSeq and is a predicted model, not a curated record. Gene Ontology annotation, cellular component: mitochondrion. Gene Ontology annotation, molecular function: magnesium ion binding; isocitrate dehydrogenase (NAD+) activity; NAD binding. Lineage: Eukaryota; Fungi; Ascomycota; Sordariomycetes; Hypocreales; Nectriaceae.